Messenger RNA from Rhizophagus irregularis DAOM 181602=DAOM 197198, 834 nucleotides. RefSeq lists its product as uncharacterized. Lineage: Eukaryota; Fungi; Glomeromycota; Glomeromycetes; Glomerales; Glomeraceae. The record is from RefSeq and is a predicted model, not a curated record. Gene Ontology annotation, molecular function: protein binding.
AUGAGAUCAAAAUCGAUAAAAUUAUCAGUAUCAUUACCAAAUGAAAUUGUCUUGGAAAUAUUCAAACAUAUACCUUCAAGACAAUUAACAAAAUUCAUGGUACUUUCUCGUGCAAUGAAUGUUGAAAUAAAAAAGAUUUUAGUAAAACGUUUCAAUGAUGUCUUUUGGAAUCCUCAUCGAAGAAUUCUGGUAAUGAUUACACGAUACGUAUUAGAUUUCGUUCCAAUACAUAAUACAUUUGAUCUUGGAUUUAAAUCAUUAGAUAAUGAAAAUUUAAUUGCAACAUUUCAACAAAAUUCAUCACAACGAUCUGGUAUGGUUGGUCCUAAUAAUAAAAGAUUAUGGGGAUUUAAAUUAAGAGGGGAUGGAAUACUUCGAGAAAAUCCAUUAAAUGAACCUUUAAUUUAUACUACUUGGGAUUCUCCUUAUGAACAAAAAGAAACGAGAUUAUAUACUUUUGAUAGUAAUACUGAUUCGGCUCAUCCUUUUAUUAAAACCUUCUUUGUUACCAAUGGUGCUGUAAGAAUACCUUGUGAUGAUUGUGAAGAAACCAAAGGUUCUUGGACCUAUAAAUUAUUUAAUAAUGAUCGUAAAAGAAAAAAUGCUAAUUUCACUCCAAAAGUUGAAUUUGAAGGUAGAAAUGAAAAGAAAUAUAAUGGUCCUGGAAAUCAUGAAGUUGUUGGAACUUUAAAAACUGUUCGUAUACAAGCUCCUAUGUUAUUAGCUUCUAUUGAAGAAAAGAAAAAAGAUAGAUACGUUGGUGGUUUAAAAUAUAUUGUUAUGGAGGGUGGUCAACAUUUAUUAAAAAGAAAGAGAAAUUGUGUCAUAUCUUAA